UCCGCCUCCAUCUGUCUCACAAGUUGAUCUCUCCAUCGCUUUCCUUGUAAUUACUCUUAUUACUCAUCCUCUAUUCCCCCUCACUGGUACUCUACAACCCCUUGCCAUCUCUCUAAAUGCUCCUCCUCUCAUGACAUCUCUAGCUUCACCCUCCAAAACUUCCUCGACUUGUCGGCAACAACAAUCAUCACCCCAUUAUCACCGCCAUGCCUCGUGCACCCAGCGCCCGCUCUCAUGCAGCUCGUACAUGCAUCGCUUGCAAGCGCGGAAAACGUCGAUGCGAACUCCCUUCCUCUUCUCAGCGUCUCGAGGGAGGCGUCACCCUCCUUCAAGAAGACAGCUGCACCCGAUGCCGUCGACUUGACGUCCCCUGCAUCCUCGACGCAACCUAUCGCUAUGCCCACCUCCACACCCUCACCACUGCUCCAACUCCGCCUCCGCCAAUUAUGCCAAUCACCGAAGAGCCCAAUGUGCCCGUCAAAGUCGACUUGCAUACUCAUCCAAAGAGCGUCGACGACUACCAGCGCUUCUUCCCCCGCUACCUUCCUUUCACACUCAUGAAUGACUUCUACGUCCGCACAGCCGGCAAGCUUCCCAAGCACCCAUGUCUUAUGGACGUCCCAGACGUCCAGUUCGAUGACUUGGUUAGCGAUGAGCAUGCAGAAAUCGCUUCGAAAUGGUGUCAAGAUCAUGUGACAUGGUGGCUGCCCUUCACACCGACGAUCGCACAAGUGCGGAAACUACGCCGCGCCGGAGCGACUUCUUACACCCUUCUUUUCCUUGAGGCGGCUUUGUGCGACCUCGCCCUUCAGCAUGCCGCGUUCCCCAUUUCUCCCACAAACGCAGACAAGGUAGCAACCUGGACAGCGUGGUACUGCCGACAGCUCAUUGCCGAUCCAAGAGGCGAAUACCUCAGUGCAGCACUGCUUCUCGCUGCCUGGUUUCUGCCAUUGCUGCCGGACAACACGGUAUACCGCGACUUGGCGACGAGGGCACUUCAAUCAGCGCAGGACGACACGUUUGAGUCGAGAAUCAGUCGCGUCUGCGCAUCGGCACUCCUCGGAGGGGCACUACUCAAUGACGAUGAUGCCUUUUACGUCCAGAGCGCGGCUCUCCAGCUACCUUCUGUGGAAGAGCUCGACGAACUGGAAGCUGAGAUUGGCGCAUCACCCUCGCUGUCAAAUCAGGCCAAGGCUGGCUGUCAUGCCAUCAUUCUCCGGUGUCGAGCGUGGAUCGUAAUGAAGAAGUGUGUUGUCGAUAUGGGCGACGCCCGGCGAAGCGGCGAUCCCGAAUCCAAGCAAUUGGCCCGCAUGGAUACAGCACGCAUCGAGUUUACAAACGCCAGCAAGGCGCUGUGCGCUCGACGCGGGGCCAUUUUGUCUGUUUCACCACUUGCCGCUUGGCUCGACUUUGAAAACUGCGCUUUGGACCUGUUGAUAUCAGGCAUGGUGCUCCACUUCACCCUCGGCGACAACUUUACGCCGCAGUACUUUUACGACGUGUCCACGGGUGAAGCGGGCAGCGAAUCGCUGCAAACAUUCAUGAGCGUCCACGGCCCCCUGAACGCUGAGUCAACCGAGUGCAUGCUUGCCGCCGUCUCCAACCUGCCCACGAAGGACGUCCUGUACCCGACCACACUGACCUUUGCAUACGCGAUGCGCGGCGUGAUUAUGGCGCUGGAGAUACACGCGACGUCAUUCAAGCUCUGGCGCCUCCCACCGCCCCGCGAGCCCGUGUGGAAUCUCCUCCUGCGUUCCGUCGACGACACGCUGCGCCGCCUAAAAGGGGGCGGGGGGCAGGUGGCGGCGCGCAUCGCGAUCGCAUCUGUCGGCGCCGCGCGAGAGACGAUCCGGCGGUGGCGCGCCGAGCUGGUCCGCCGCCCAUUCAAUCCCAAUCACGCGCCGCGGCCCACAAUCACCCCCGACGGCCCGAGCCCCGCGACCGCGAAAGCCGUCGCUGCCAAGACGGGGGUCGCGGGGGUGGUCCCCGGCACGCUGUCGGCGGGUUUGUUCAGCGGCUUCGAGCCCGCGGCCGGGUUCGAGCUGCAGGGAUUUGAUCCUAUGGUCACGUCGUUUGCGGAGUGGAUUGCUGGUAUCGACUGGAACCAGUUUGUGGUGACGGAGUAGGG
Messenger RNA from Cutaneotrichosporon oleaginosum, 2128 nucleotides. RefSeq lists its product as uncharacterized. The record is from RefSeq and is a predicted model, not a curated record. Gene Ontology annotation, biological process: regulation of DNA-templated transcription. Gene Ontology annotation, molecular function: zinc ion binding; DNA-binding transcription factor activity, RNA polymerase II-specific. Lineage: Eukaryota; Fungi; Basidiomycota; Tremellomycetes; Trichosporonales; Trichosporonaceae.